AUGCCACCCCUUGAACCCUACAGGGCCGCUCGCCCACGGCACCUUCGCCAGGCACCAGCGGCGCCCAAAACCCCAGAACCAUUUGCCGAAAGCCAAGCGCAGCCCCCGUCACCAGCGCGGCCCAAGUUUCGCUUGAGGAGGCGAACUACAUCAUCACAACUCAACGCCCCGACUCAACACUUUCUCGCAUCAGUUGCCGCCGCCGAUGUUCCCGUCCCCAGCAUUGAAGGGCCUCAAGUUUAUGACGACGACCAAGACAUGCUGAGCAUCGCGUACCCAUCUAUCCCCCAACUGGACCGGAUUGACGACGUCACAUUUGAACACCCCGGUCCAAGGAGGACCUUCUCGCCGCCCAAGACCCCAGCUCCCGAAUUGGCUCCGUCGCCGUCAACAAAGCAGUUUCCAGACUGGUCAAUCGACGCUGCCAUUAGCAGCCUUGAGUCCAGCCCCGAGUAUGACAGCAGCCGGCCCUCCACGGCAAGGUCGAGUGAGACCAGCUCGUCACUGUGUAGUCGCUUCUCUCUUGCAUCGGAAGACCUGAGCCAAUGCGCCAGCCCCGAGAGCGACCAUUGUGACCGGUUUGGCAGGUUCCUUUCGCCAGAGGAUGCCGGUAGGGCGGUUAGGUCGCUCGUGACGGCUACACGAUCAGCGAAAUCAAGAAAAGCCCCUUGGACCAGGGCAAUGAGCCAGCAUCUUUGGUCCACAUACGCCAUGUACCUGCAGGAUCCAAAGGUUACUCCUUUUCAGGUGGGCAAGAGCGGCAUUCCUCCGCCCGGAGUGUGCAUGCGCGUGGCCAGGGAAGCCAAGAGAAGCUGGAAAGGCUCGAGGCCUGUGGCCAAGUCGGAAAUCAAGAGCCGCAGUUCAACGCCAACGGCCGAGGCUGCCGGGCCAUACAUUGAGUGGCCACACACAUGCGCAGCUACUCGGGGUCACUUGCGAGAGCUUUGCAAAGCUCGCGGCGGGCCAUCUCGCAGCCUCCAAAACCUGUCCAACAGCCCGGCAUCGUUUGGCAAGUCUAUCAAUCGAUUUUGGAACCGUCGAUCGGCGCCGGCCCGCUCUCCCACGGUCUUCUCUGCUUCAGACAUGGCCAUGUCCCUAGCUAUCUGCACAUCAGAUUCCAUGCAACCUCAAGGGCCUUUGGCUCGGUUGACCGCCUCGCAGCCCGAACCGUCAACUGAGGCCACCCCACCGCGACUCCAGCCGAUAUUUGCCCUUGGAGACACCUUGGAUCAGCCCAGACCACCUCUCGGGUCUCCCUUCAUGGCCAGGAGUUAUGGGCCGAGCUCAUCAACAGGCUUGGAAGAGGCCUUUGAUGUCAGUCCCGAAGCCCAACGACAAGCCCGCACGGUUGGUACGCUGCGAGGCUUGAGGUCGCCUUUGAGACUCGACCAGAGUCGGUCGAGCAUGCAGAAGCGCAGAUCCAGGCAGUCCGUGUUGGAACCACAACGCACCAAGCGGCCCAGUCUGGGCUCAGACUUCUGGAUAGACCCGGCAAGCAACGAGAAUGCGGCAUCCAGCGCGCCCCUUAUCCAAUUCAGCUCCACCGAUUCCAACCACCACGACAGCCUCUUUGUCCCUCGCGCCAACUUGCAGGAACUCUUUGAGGCCUCACAUCCCGCUCCGUCACCAGCCGCCGCGUCCUCGGGCUUCCCCCCAAUAACUGGCUUGACGCCUUCACAGACUGUCCCCGCCCGGCUAGGCUCGCCAUUCUCAGCAAAGGCCGCGAGCCACUCAUUUCCGAACCGCCACUUCAGCGUCUCGACGAUCAAUGUCGACGCCGUCGUCCGUCCAUUUGCUACCGUGCACCAAGCUGGCGGGGAGGGUGUGAACAGUGCUGCGCCGUCGUCUAACAAGACGCCGCUUGCCAACCGCCUUGCAUACAUCGACGAACGCCUGAAGCGCUUUCGCCGCAGAGACAGAGAAGGUCGACGGUCGCAGUCACCUUUCUAA
Messenger RNA from Metarhizium brunneum ARSEF 3297, 1950 nucleotides. RefSeq lists its product as uncharacterized. NCBI's taxonomy places the organism in Eukaryota, Fungi, Ascomycota, Sordariomycetes, Hypocreales, Clavicipitaceae. The record is from RefSeq and is a predicted model, not a curated record.